Messenger RNA from Cynara cardunculus var. scolymus (artichoke), 1219 nucleotides. Its product is annotated as protein-tyrosine-phosphatase PTP1-like. The transcript is spliced from 8 exons. Gene Ontology annotation, molecular function: protein tyrosine phosphatase activity. Lineage: Eukaryota; Viridiplantae; Streptophyta; Magnoliopsida; Asterales; Asteraceae. The record is from RefSeq and is a predicted model, not a curated record. The coding region runs from base 39 to 1034 and encodes 331 amino acids. Gene Ontology annotation, biological process: protein dephosphorylation.
AUCCCUUGUUCACUUUGUCUUAAACCAGUAAGUCAUCCAUGGCUGCUCCUAAUCCAUUUGAUAUGUCUACUGGUUUUCCACCAAAGCCCUUCCUCAAACCUUAUCAACUCCGUCACUGCAUCCAGGCUCUCAAGUUUUUCAAGGCCAAACAGACUGAUGAGAAUUCGAUUAAGAAAGAGUUCUCCCUUUUGCAGGACAACCGGAUGAGCGUGGAAGAAGUUAAUAGUAGGUGCUUGGAGGCUAAACUACAUGCCAAUCAUACCAAAAACCGCUAUGAAAGAGUUGUACCGUUUGAUGCAAAUAGGGUUGUUCUUGAUCGAUGCAAAGAUCGCAGGUCAUCAGCAACGGGAUACAUUAAUGCUAGUUAUAUAACAUCAGAGGCUAAUGCUAAUCCAUCUGAAAGUGUUUCACGUUUCAUAGCCACUCAAGGCCCAAUUCCUCAAACCUUUGAUGAUUUCUGGGAAAUGGUACUCCAGAAACGUUGUCCAGCAAUUGUCAUGCUCACUCGGCUAGUUGACCCACCCAAGGUCGAGAUGUGUGGGGACUAUUUUCAAGGAGAUAAUGGUCGGGGAUUGUUUGGCAAUAUAUGUACUCUUACCAACAAAAUAAUAAUAACUGACAGUUCACUUGAGUUGCGCCAUCUGGAGGUGAACUAUGAAGAGUCUGAGGAUCCUCCUCUGCCUGUUUUGCAUAUCCAAUAUCCUGAAUGGGCUGAUAACGAAGCUCCUAGUGACACCUUGGCUGUUCGAGAAAUCUUUAGAAGACUAUGUCAUCUGCCAUUGUCCCAAGUGCCAAUUGUGGUCCAUUGCAGUGCUGGCAUUGGUAGAACUGGAACAUAUUGUGCAAUUCAUAACACCAUCCAAAGAGUUUUAGUCGGAGACAUGUCUGCUUUGAAUCUUGCUGAAACAGUAAGUACUUUGAGGUCCCAGCGGUAUGGGAUGGUCCAAUCAUUGAAACAAUAUGAAUUCAUCUUCAAAGCUAUUGUCGAUGAACUUGAAGACCUUAUCUCGGGUUCUACCACUCAAGAAAGCUAGACAAUGAUGGCAUCUUAUCUAUUUAUUUCCUUGUGUUUGUUUCAAUUUCUUUUCUUCUUAUAAAUAAUGGUCUUCAUUUGGGGGUAUAUAAGGAAACAACUUCUAGAUUCCUUUGGGUGGUGGUGAAGUGUUUGUAUAUCCUAUCUUUUUAAGACUCCGUUUUGUUUGGAAUUUAUUGGGUUCAU